AGCCAGACAACUUACAUAUCGCACGAAUGACGCGACCAAUUCGCCGAGUGAUACCGACGGCAUUGCUCGUCGAAAGUGCCGGUCUGCCCAGCCCGCUUCCGAGAUCUGCGCGACAGUACAGUGCCGCCGCAACGGCUGGAGGCAGGCCAUCUGAACCAAAAGCCGAGUCGGAAGGCCAAGCCGAGAUACAAUCGAGCAUUGACAUACCAUCUAGCCGUCACAGGGCAUCACAGUCAAUAUCAGGAAGAAGUCGCAUACUCAGAAAGACACAGCCGUCGGCUCUCCCGCCUGUUGUUCUACCUGCGACUUUCGUGGAUGAUAAUGUCACUGUGCAUGCCAGCAAUUCGCAGCCCCGACUUGCGCUUGCACUGAUUGAGGAUGCGAAACGAGAGAGAACAUCGAAAUUUCCGCCGGCGAAUGCUACACAGAAUGCAAGCACGGCCUCAUUUACAGCGUCAUACUUUGACUCGGCGUUGAAUUUAUUGCUUCUGAAAGACAAGACCUUUGCAGCGGACCUAGAUGCAUUCUACGAAGAUCCCACCAAGGCCCUCCAUGACUGGGAAUCCAAUGAAACAAUAAAGAAAGUCACACGUGUCUGGGAUAUGAUAAUUGACUCGACCGAGCAUUCUAUUGCCGCACUGGAUACAUCGCGACAAUCAAAGUACACCUACAGGGGAAGACCUUUUUGGUGGUGGCAUCUCCACAAAGAUCUUGACACAAAGUCUGGGACAGUCGAAGGACGAGCUAGAUUCCCUAUUUCACGUCUAAGAAAGCAUAUUGAUCUCAACUACCAACUCGACCACUCCCUCUCUCAUGCAAUAGGCGACUUACCAACAGAGACUUUUGCGCUGUUUUGCGAUGCCCUUGGUGCGGAAUUGAAAACCCCAGCUACUGAGGUCUCCCUAUCAAACAGCAGCAAACGACCGAUCAAUAUUUUAUCCAUGUCAGGUUACAGCGGGAAGGGUAUAUCUGAAACCAUAGCAUCACACAUUGCGUUUGUGGAAGGCGCAGACUUGAUUCGCCUGGAUGCUCAGGACCUAGCUACAGUUGUAGGAAAUUAUCUCGGGCAGAAUAUUGCAUUCUCUAGAGGUGGCCUCUCAACGCUGGGAUAUCGCACCGCACUCGCGAAUGGCAAGUUGAUGCAGAAUGCGUCUUUAUCAUCGAGACAUGAAGUUGAUGAAGAUGACACGGACAACACGGUUAUAACGGCCCGUAUUGCAGGGCUCAAGUCUCUUGAAGAAGAUCUACAGAAAAUUAAAGAAGGAGGGUUCGAUUGUUUUACCAAAUGGGAACAUCUAAAGAUCGACAAAGCUCUACAGAGCAUCAUUCAAUCUAUCUUGCCGACGUCUGAAACAAAUGAUGAACCACCAGUCUUAGUUCAUAUUCACGACAUUGUGGAGCUAAGCAUGACACUUGAAGGGUCUAUUUUGCUGAAUAGCCUGCGUAAAGUAGUUGAUAAUGCCUGGAGGAAUGGCCGACGUAUUGCUAUCAUUGGCACAUCAUCUACAGAACAACCCUCGGACGAGUAUCAGGAUGCGGUCCUGGAACUAUCUCAGUCCGACUUUGUAGUAUCGCGUCAUAUGGAUAUCAACGCUACCGUUCACACAGAUAGUGUUUUGGAUGGAGAUAUCCAACCGAGCUUGCAAAGAACUGAUAUUUUUUUUGAAAAUGCGCAGAAUAUCAGAAGGAUGAUUCAUGCAUUAAAGCCAGAAGCUAAAGCUCCUUCCCUUGAAGAAUUUUCGACUUUUCUUCCAUUCAGCAUAUCGAUGCUAUGCAACUCUAUCUUGCCUGUUCCGGAGGUAUACCAGCUCGCUCGUUCUAUCUGUCACAAUGGACCGGAUUCCGAACUUGCACUCAGAAACACCCUUAUGGAGCGUGUAAAAAUGGGGCCAAUGAGCCAAACACCUGGUAAAAAGCUGCUGGAUGAAGACAGCGCUGAUUCAAAGUCGGCGUCAGAAAAAGCUCCCGGAGCAGACGAUGCAAAGACUGAGACCCGUGCGCCAGUAAAGCUCAACGAAUACGAGAAGCGUAUUGCAGUUGGCCAAAUCAACAAAGAGAACCUUAGGGUUACCUUUGCGGAUGUUCACACGACACCAGAAACAAUCUCAUCGCUCAAGCUCCUCACAUCUCUUGCGUUGGUUCGCCCAGAUGCAUUCUCUUACGGUGUUCUCGCUGCGGACAAAAUCCCCGGUUGUCUCUUGUACGGCCCCCCCGGCACUGGUAAGACAAUGUUGGCAAAGGCUGUGGCCAAGGAGAGCGGAGCAAAUAUGCUUGAGAUUAGUGGCGCUACUAUCAACGACAAAUAUGUUGGCGAGAGCGAGAAGCUGAUCCGUGCUGUUUUCACAAUGGCUAAACGACUCUCUCCGUGCGUUGUGUUCAUUGAUGAAGCCGACUCUUUACUUGCCAACCGAAGUAUUCAAAAUCAAAGAGCAUCUCAUAGGGAGCAUAUCAACCAAUUUCUAAAAGAGUGGGAUGGCAUGGAAGAAACAAACGCGUUUAUCAUGGUGGCCACGAACCGGCCUUUUGAUCUUGAUGAUGCCGUUUUGCGACGUCUCCCUAGACGGCUUCUUAUUGACCUACCGCUCCAGGAAGACCGUGUUGCUAUCUUCAAUCUGCUUCUUAAAGAUGAGACCCUGGAAGAUGGCAUAGACAUCCAAGACUAUGCUAAACGAACACCUAAUUAUUCUGGAUCGGAUCUAAAGAACUUGUGCGUUGCUGCUGCUAUGGCAGCAGUGGAGGAAGAGAACAUCGAGGCUGAACGCCAUACUGGCCCUGAACCGUUUCAGUAUCCGACUCGACGAGUUUUGAAGCACCAUCACUUUGAAGAAGCACUCAAGAACAUUCCUGCUAGUAUUAACGAAGACAUGGCGUCUCUCAAGGCUAUUCGCAAUUUUGAUGAACAGUAUGGAGGCAAGAGAGGGAAGAACAGAAGAUCAGCAAUGGGUUUUGGGGUUGUAGACGAAAGUAAGCCAGAGACAAAAGAGGCCCGUGUACGUCAAGAUUAG
Molecule: messenger RNA, 3005 nt
Organism: [Torrubiella] hemipterigena
Lineage: Eukaryota; Fungi; Ascomycota; Sordariomycetes; Hypocreales; Clavicipitaceae
Source: the annotation of a GenBank genome assembly